AUGUCUCCUAACCCCGCCUUCCAGAGUCCCCUACGAACCCGGCCUGAGGAGUCCCGCCCUCACAGAGGGCGUUGGGAAGCCGGCCGGGCGCCCCGCCGGAGGGCGGUGGCGGCGCGGGGUUUCCGCGUCCGGGUCGCGGCGGUGCCGGGAGGCGGUGCCGGCGCGGCGGGGCUGGGGGACACCAUGGCCUUGCGGUGGUGGUGGCGGAGCGGCGCCUGGUGCCGCCGGGCGCCGCCGCUGGGCUCCGUGCCGAGCCCCGGCCCCCGCGCCCCGCCGGCCCCCAGCGCGGCGAUGUGUCACAUUACCCAAAGAAGUUCAACUUUCUCGUUUCCAAAAAUAUGUAGUGUAUUUUGGCGGUUUCAUCAUACAAGUACAUCCCACUGCUGCAGCUGUAGUAAGACAAUUAGUGAUGAAAAAUACCAAGACCCUUUUCAACUUGGUAGAAAAGACUUGAAGAAUCUCUAUGAAGAUAUUAAAAAGGAAUUGCUGGUCUCUGCAGCAGAACUUAAGGAAAUGUGUGAUUAUUACUUUGAUGGGAAGGGAAAGGCCUUUCGACCAAUGAUUGUGGUGCUAAUGGCUCGGGCUUGCAACAUUCACCAUAAUAAUUCCAAGGAGAUGCAAGCAAGCCAGCGCUCUGUGGCCAUAAUUGCUGAGAUGAUCCAUACAGCCAGUCUAGUUCAUGAUGAUGUUAUUGAUGAUGCAAAUUCUCGCAGAGGAAAAAGGACACUUAAUCAAAUCUGGGGAGAGAGAAAAGCUGUUCUAGCUGGUGACUUCAUCCUCUCUGCUGCUUCUGUAGCUUUAGCACGAAUUGGAAAUACUACUAUCAUCUCUGUUCUAACUCAGGUGAUUGAAGAUCUGGUGCGUGGUGAAUUCCUCCAGCUGGGUUCCAAGGAAAACGAGAAUGAGAGAUUUGCUCACUACCUCGAGAAGACUUUUAAGAAGACGGCGAGUCUGAUAGCAAACAGUUGUAAAGCAGUUUCAAUUCUAAGCUGCCCUGAUCCUAAAGUUCAUGAGAUUGCAUACCAGUAUGGAAAAAAUGUUGGCAUAGCUUUUCAGCUGAUAGAUGAUGUGCUGGAUUUUACAUCAUGUGCUGACCAUCUAGGGAAACCAACAGCAGCAGAUCUUAAGCUUGGAUUAGCCACAGGCCCUGUUUUGUUUGCUUGUCGACAGUUUCCAGAAAUGAAUGCUAUGAUAAUGAGGAGAUUCAGUAAGCCAGGAGAUGUUGAACGUGCACGGAAAUACGUGUUGCAGAGUGAUGGUGUGCAGCAAACUACCUACCUCGCCCAGCGCUACUGCCACGCGGCCACGCGCGAGAUCCGCAAGCUGCGGCCGUCCCCCGAGAGAGAGGCCCUCGUGCACCUGACUGAAAUGGUUCUCAUGCGAGACAAGUGAGAGAACUUCUUCCACUCCUUCUGGCAGCUACUUACCAGACUGUGCCUAAAUUCAUUUCAAAAGUUAUUUGCUUCCAACACAAGCUACCAAAAAUUAUUUUUUUAGAAAAAAUCUCCUUUUUUUUUUUAAGUUCUACUUUUUUUUAAGAAAACAAAAGUUUAAACUGUUUUACUGCAGGAAGCCAUGCAAUUCAGAGCAAAUCAAACUGUGUCGUACAAUUGUUUUAGCGGGGGCUAUUGAUUGUGGGGGAUGGGGAAGAUGUUUACAUGUUGAUGCACAAAGGCCACAAUGAGAAUAAAUAUAAAUCAGUGUAUGAAAACUGA
This is a messenger RNA of Catharus ustulatus (Swainson's thrush), 1715 nucleotides long. It is a transcript of the gene PDSS1, whose product is annotated as decaprenyl diphosphate synthase subunit 1. Gene Ontology annotation, molecular function: prenyltransferase activity. Gene Ontology annotation, biological process: ubiquinone biosynthetic process; isoprenoid biosynthetic process. The transcript has 11 exons. Gene Ontology annotation, cellular component: transferase complex; mitochondrion. Bases 1 to 1392 code for a protein of 463 amino acids. The record is from RefSeq and is a predicted model, not a curated record. NCBI's taxonomy places the organism in Eukaryota, Metazoa, Chordata, Aves, Passeriformes, Turdidae.